AUGUUUCUCCUCCACGCCGAGUAUGAGCGCGAGGGCAUCAAUUGGUCCUACAUCGACUUUGUGGACAACCAGGAUGUGCUGGACCUGAUUGAGGGCAGGAUGGGGCUCAUGGACCUCAUAGACGAGGCCUGCAGGUUCCCCACAGCCACCACCAAGGACCUGGCGGAGAAGCUGCUGGGUGGCGCGGUGCCGGCGGCGUCCCAGCGCUUCUCGCGCGCCAAGCGCAGCGCCACCGCCUUCACCGUCCAGCACUACGCCGGCCCGGUGACCUACCAGACAGAUCACAUGCUUGAGAAGAACAGGGAUUUCGUGAUCUCAGAGCACCAGGCCCUCAUGGCCGCCUCCUCGCUGCCCGUCGUGCGCGCGCUCUUCGCAGCCGCCGGCGGCGACGGCGACGGGGGCGGCAGCGGCGGCGGCGCAGAGCAGGCGGCGGGCGGGGGCGGCGCGCGGGCGGGGGCGGGGAGGAGCGGCGGCGGCUCCGGCAAGGGGCCGGGCGGCAACCUCAAGGGCUUCCAAUUCGUGUCGGUGGGCAGCCAGUUCAAGCGCCAGCUGGCGGAGCUGGCGGCGAAGCUGUCUCAGCUGCAGCCGCACUACGUGCGCUGCAUCAAGCCCAACCCCCGCAACGUGAGGAUGGAGCUGGAGCCGGCCUACGCCCUGGAGCAGCUCAAGUGA
Messenger RNA from Monoraphidium neglectum, 672 nucleotides. RefSeq names its product Myosin IJ heavy chain. Gene Ontology annotation, biological process: actin filament organization; vesicle transport along actin filament. Gene Ontology annotation, cellular component: cytoplasm; actin cytoskeleton; myosin complex. The record is from RefSeq and is a predicted model, not a curated record. Gene Ontology annotation, molecular function: ATP binding; microfilament motor activity; actin filament binding. Lineage: Eukaryota; Viridiplantae; Chlorophyta; Chlorophyceae; Sphaeropleales; Selenastraceae. The transcript has 6 exons. Bases 1 to 672 code for a protein of 223 amino acids.